GGACCCGCUGACGAUGCUGCGUGCGCAGCUUCAGUCUGGAGUCGCUACGACGGGACCGCAAUGAAGAGAUAAUAGCAGCCUUAUCUAUUUAUUUCUAACUAUUACGGAUCUCAUUCAUUGAUAAUUGGGAGGACGCGGCCUUCUGGGAAAGCUGCUAAUGCGCUCGUCUGGUUGAAAGGGCUGCUGUGUAGAACAAUGGAUGAGACCUGUCACUAGCACUUGAGGAAGAUUUUAAUUGAUGCUUCAGGCUGAAACAUGGAGGGCAGUGAUGACGUGUCUGUAACCCUGACGCAGCCCCACGCUGACGUGUGCAGCACCGUGGUGGGAGGAGGAGAAAUCACCAGUAAAGUGGAGGAUGGAGUAACUCCGCUCAUGGCUGCUGAUUCCUGUGACAGCAGCGCGUCAGGGCUAAACAAAGGGGGCCUCUCUAGGCUCGUGGAACCUCCUGCACCAUCAGUGAUGAGUCCCAAUCCUGAAACUCCAGGGGGUGUGGCGCUUAAAGUAGCCACAACUGUGCUACACCCAGUGUGUCUGGGGGAAAGCCCGCUGAUGCUGCCCAUCCACCUCCAGAUGGCCGGAGCGUCCGGACCUCAGCUCGGCCAAAUGGGUGCAGCACCUUACUUGAUAACAAGCCAAAGCCCUGUUUCACUUCCUCUGGUCUUGGAUCAGCAGGUCAUCCAGCACAUGAGUCCUUCUGUAAUUCCUCAGACCACUACUUGUCCUCAGUUACCGCUCCAGAACAACAUCCUGUGUCAGAAUCCCCUGACAUUUGGUUUACCUCCAGCUGUCGACCAGAAGCAAGCAGGACAAGCACCAGAUGCUAAUUUGCUCUCUCUCUUGCAGAAUCCAGCUUUUGCAGCCAUCUUGCAGGACCUCUUCCCUUCCCAGGCAAGCUCGUCGGCCUGUCAGUCACCAGGCUCGACCAUCUUCCCACUCCCUCCCCUCACCCCUCCCUACACCUCCCCUCUGGCCCCAUUAGCCCCCCCUGCCACACUCCUCGUCCCCUACCCUGUCAUCAUCCCGCUGCCAGUACCUCUGCCCAUCCCCCUGCCCAUCCCCAUCCCUGUCCCUCAUACUGAGGACUUAAAGGGGAACUUGCCAAAACCAGUUUGCACUGUGAGCAAAAGCACUCAGACCUCUCAGAAAGAUGCUACCUCUCCUUCAAUUUCGUCAAGCAGAUGUGUGCCAUCAUUCCAGCCACAAAGCCUGCCACCAUCUUCACUUCCUCCAGAUGAAGGACAGGCUCUAGACCUUUCUGUCAGGGCAUGUUCAGUUGAACCAAAACAGGAAUACCCCAGCCCGCAGCAGGACAGUGUGCUUGACUUGUCAGUGCCUGGUGUGAGGAAAAAGUGUGUUCAGCCAUGUAGCUCCAGUGGUUCACCAGGACGAAACAGAGAACUGUCUUUCCAGUCAGUCCAGGAUACCAGUGGUACUUCUUUGUCUCUGGGUGUUGAAUGCACCCAGAGUUUAGACUCCAAACUCCUGAGCAGCCUGGCUUCGCUGGAGUUCAGCCGACAGCACAAGUGGGUGGUUGACAGCAGUGCUGGUGGGUCUAGCUCUCUGGGUCCGGAGGCAUCUCUCAGCAGAGCCGGAAACCUAGAGAUAGUCAGCACCUCGCAGACGGCCAAGGUCAUUGUCUCUGUGAAGGAUGCCAUCCCUGCCAUCCUCUGCGGGAAGAUAAAAGGCCUCUCAGGCGUCUCCACCAAAAACUUCUCCAUCAAACGGGACGGCAGCCAGGGGGCGUCUCUGCAGCAGCUCUACGGAGUGUCGCCGGCCUCCCAGGGGGAGCAGCAUGACCCCAACGACCCACUGAAAAAGGUCCCUAAAAGCAGAGCUAUCAAACUGAAGAAGGUCAGCUCACAGGAGAUCCACUUCCUUCCCAUUAAAAAGCAGAGACUGGCAGCACUGCUCCCCAGGAAGUGAGAGUGCUCUUGUGAUCCUUCUGCAAUGUGUAACAUAAAACAUGUGGGGACACUAAUCAAACUCUUACACUUAUAUGUCAAAGCUCAGAGUUUGGCUGCAAAUGUUGAGGCUCAUGAAUGUGUGAAGGGGUGACACGGGGGAGAAAUGGUUUCCAUCUGAACUUUCUAAACUGCUGUGCUUUUCUGUAGUGUUAUACUAAAACAGGAUUUUUUUUUUGUGUAUGGCAGCUUAAUGGGCUCACCGUGUGGUCUUGGAAAUUGUCCUUAUAAAUCUGAGAUGUGGAAGAACACUUUUUGACUUUAUAAUUACAGAAAAGACACAUGGGUUCCAUUUUCCCCUGUAUUUCACGGGUUGUUUCCACAUGUAAUUUUAUUUAAGUGCACUGAAGCCCUUAAAAAGCUGAUAGCUGAGGCUCUCACUGUUCAGGGCAGGAUGUGAUGGAGACUGUUUAUACAUGUCCCAUCCUUGGAAAUUCCCAUAGUCAUCAGUAGCUUAUUGGAUCUUUCUUUGCUGAUUGGUAGGGGUUUAGCAUGACAGACUAAGAACGACUUGGCAAGGCUGCAGCCGCAAGUUCAUUAAAGUGAAUGUUGUCAAUAGCCAUCAGCUGCAACAAAAUACACUCUUAUUGUGUUGAAUAGCAGAGGGAAAAGGGAAUUCUUAAUUGUUUUCAAAUUUAAACAACUUUCUGCAAGCCUGUCUAAAUAUUAGGAAAGUAUUUCUGGAACAAGAUAUUUUUGAGAAACAAUCUGGCUGAAUCUGCCUCACAGCAAGUAGGAGACAUUAUAACCUUGUGUUGUUUCCAUUAUUAGUAAGUGAAACUAGGCGGAAGUUUUAAUAUUGGUUUCACCAUUUAAAUCAAGGGGAGAUGAAGUUUUGAGUGCUUUAGUCUGUUGUUAGAAUCAGUAUUGGUCAGAGUCCCCACACCCCUUUAUCAAACAUGUCAGUGGUAAAACAUUUUUGUAUUCCAAGUGGUUUGGUGUCAUUUUAAUUGUUUUGAGGAGCGUGGUCUUUUUCUCUCCCAUGGUGAUGAUCAGAGCUGUGAAUGCGAGAGUAUUGUGUCGUGUGUCAGUUUAUUUAUCCUGUCGCGUGCACUUUGUCAUAGUUUAGUUGAAAAAGUUACAGGGUGCCCUAUCUCUUCUUCUAAGACUGUGUUGCCCCUGUGACUCACAAACCAGGAACUAAGAGGUGGUGUUUUUACCAGCAUCUUUUGGUUUGUUAGUUGCUGGUCACUUUGUUCACAGCAUAACUCAAAAAAGUAAUGAAUGGAUUUUGAUGACAUUUUUUUGUUGAGGUAGGGUACGGCCCACGGAACUCCCCAUUAGAUUUUGGCACUGAUCCAGAUCAUCAUCCAGAUCCAUGAAUUCUUUAAAUGAUUCUUCACCAGUGUCAGAUAGGGCCAACUUCAGUACUUUUGCUUCCAACUCCAUACAUAAUGCCUAGAAUGCUUGGACAAAAAUUGCACAUAAGAUCAACCACACAACAAAGGAUCCAAGUAAUGUUCAGAUCUGCUGAAGAAUGGUCAAAUGUAGAGGCCUCAUGGAAAACAUGUGACUGUGAGAAAACAAAUAAUGUUACAGACUUAAAACCAAAACCAACAUGUAGCUGAAACUCUACUGAUUCAGCAGGGUGUCCAUAGAUUUGACUUAUAUUCAAAAGUUACUGAGCCAGACCCUGAAGAAAACCACCAUUAGUGAAACAUGGUUUUUCUUGAAUAACUUUCAAACUAAUAAUGAUAUCAAUGUGAGUGAAAAUGCUAGGGGUAGGUUGUCAUGGUGAAGGAAUCGUAUUAUGGGGGUCAAACUACCAUGGGAAAUUAGCGUUAGGCAUUAUAUGGGUGGAGGUUUGUGCUCUGAGUGCCGUCUAGGUUAUGUUAAAGGACUGGAGCAACCCCAGCACAUCAUCCUUGAGUUGCCUGCACUCCAUUCAAGACAGAACUCUUUGGUUUAUAGUUUGAACUGAUCACUUUGGUUGAACAGGAUUUCACCCUAAUUUAUUUUUGUACAACUUUUAUUUAUAUGGUGUGUAUAUGUCCUGGAGUGUGACUGAAUAUUAAAAAAACAGCUUCCUUUGUAACUGUCAGUCUGCUGAAGCACUUUUUUGCUUCAGAAAACUUGUAAUUAUGAUGUCAGUGAAGAAACAUGAAAAGCUGGCAGUUUAAUGUUUGCUUACUGUACAGGUUGUAUGCUUUUUAUAUGGAAGUGAAGUAACAUCUCCAUGGUCUAAAUCUGCUUGUCUGUCUUUUCCUUAAACAAAGUCCAUUCUAAUCUCAACGCUGUGUUUUUUAAUCCGUUUCAUUACUAUCAUUACUAUCAAAGAAGCGCUUUCAGUCUCAUGUCAGGUCAGUGACUGAAAGCCAAACAAGUGGGAGUCCACUUGCUUGGUCCUUUAAUUGGUCUGGGAUUUAAGAGGAUUCAGUGCCCGGAUGCCUUAUAAGAACAAGGGAUGUUUACAGUUAUGUUCAGUACACACAUGCUACAUGAAGCGUCAGUGAUGUAACAAAUUGCCACCCUAAAGUGUACUGAUGUGCAAAUGACUUCAUCUCCUGUAGUAUUUCAGUUAUAUAUACAGUUGUGCAAUUGGACCACAUUUGAUAUAACAGUGAUUUACUGAGUGAGGCUUGUGGGGUCUUGAGUCCAAGCUAAACAGCAGUGUAGACCUUUAGUGUUGACGUUAUUUUUUGUAAAUUAACCUUAAAGCAUUUCAAUUGAAGACGUGGUAGUAGUACAAAAGAGGCCCAAUCAAACUGGCUUCACUGUAUUGUUCAGAGAGAGAAUGCAUUCAGUUUCUGGAUACAGUGUGAAAACAAAAUUGUUGUGAUACAACUAAUGUGAUCAAUCCUUCUUUUUUCAAACUGUUUUGGCAGUUAUUUUCCUGUAUUUCAUGUCAUAAACAUAAGCAGGUUCAGGGACAAAGACAAAAUGUCAGAAACUACGUGAAGAGUGAAAAUGCUGGACUUUGGAGUAAUUCUUACACUGUGCAGUUCUUGUGUAAAGCUCUUGCUUUCUAUGAAAUGGACGACUGAUUUCCUUAAUGAGUUGUCCAAAUCAGCCACACCUGUUGUAGGUAACACAACAGACCUCUAUAAACCACAAAGAAUUAAGCUACUUUGUGCCUCCCUGUGGAAAAACGUAAGAACACAUAAAGAUCCUUUGGUUUUGGGAGGUUUAUAAAAAAAA
Messenger RNA from Monopterus albus (swamp eel), 5099 nucleotides. RefSeq names its product retinoic acid induced 2 (gene rai2). Gene Ontology annotation, cellular component: nucleus. Gene Ontology annotation, biological process: animal organ development. The coding region runs from base 256 to 1923 and encodes 555 amino acids. Lineage: Eukaryota; Metazoa; Chordata; Actinopteri; Synbranchiformes; Synbranchidae. The record is from RefSeq and is a predicted model, not a curated record. The transcript is spliced from 2 exons.